AUGGCGGACCGAAGUCCCUUGAGCAUUGACACCACCAAUGAAGCCCCUGUUCCUUCGAUUGCGGCGGCCUUCUUGGUUAACUUUGACCAUCGUAAAGGAUACACCUUAGUAUGGCACAGGUCGAUCGACGGAGCCCAGGUCGAGGGCGUUGUCGAGUUCAAAUCAUUACCUUCGGGCUUACACAACGUCGAGGAGGAUCUGGUAUACUUCAUCCACGAUGAAUACAGCGGUCUCAGCGCAUUUAUCAACAAGCCUGAUGGGCAGUCCGAACGGGCAGCGCGCAUGUUGGCCAUUGGUGUGCUGGUCCCCCUUGAUCACGGUCGUACCGGCCGCAGUUGGCGUCAUGCGGCAGCUCUGCAGGCACUCGCAAGCAGGACGCAGAUUCAGAAUGUCGAAGACACCACCGCCCUCGAAGAAUACUGGGAGAAAUACAGGCUUGGGCCGGAAGAGCAGCCGGAACAAGACGAUGACGAUUUGGGCACCCGACCACCCGCAUCUGGGUACCGAAAAUCUCGGUCAAUGAGUAUAGCGACCACAUUCUUGUCGUCGCACCACGCCUUGACGCCUCACCAUCCUGCCCUGACCUUACUAGAGUCGGUGGAUCUGUUCGGUCCUCUCCUGUUCCCCCUCUACCGGGCGGCCUUACUCCGCAAGCGCAUUUUAAUCGUCGCAGACACUCCCGUUCAGUCCAGUUGUAAUCUUGUAUAUAAUAUGUCCAUUUUGUCAUCUGUAUCAAAAGCACUGCUUCCAUACUUGCCCUCGGCCGACACCCCAAGCCUUCGACUUCGGCCGCUGUUCACCGUGGGGGUGGGGGACAUUCCACAACUUGAAGCUGGCCAACGCUCUCCAGAGUCUACCAUAGCUUUCAAUGACGGUUGGAUUGCUUGCACGACUGACGAUGUGCUGGGGACGAAGCCGAAGCUUUACGAUGUCCUCGUGGUGAUGCCUGAAGCUGGGUCAGAAAACGCUGCUAAAAAGGUGUUUCCUAGGAUGGUGGUGUCUGAUCCGGAACUCACAAAGUGCAUUCCUAGAGUAGGCAUCAGAUCCACCUGGCGAGAUUUCCAACGAUUUGUGCGUCUCCGACAAGGUCUCGGCCAGUUCGUGCCGAGCAGAACGACCAACGGCCUGAUGGGGAACGAUGCCGACGAGUGUCUGUUAUUUCCGUCCAAAGCAUCGUCAUACUCGGUGAACAAGGCGGUUGUGGAGCCUCCAUCAUGGUCUCGAGUGGCUUAUGACUCUCUUGUGUGGUGGGCAUCUGCUGGAGACAGACGCGGCGGAUUCACCGAGACGGAAGAAGCGGAAACCGAGCAAGAUCUGGCACUCUUGCGAGACGAAGGUGACAGCGACAACGAACAGAGUCGGGAGGUGGCACUGGUGGCGUACUUUCAUCGCAUGACAGAGGUCAUGUUCCAAACCAUUGCCGAAGCCAUCACACGAACCGAUGGGAAUGAAUCAGGGGCCAGGUCAUACCAGGAUGAUGACGAUGAUGACGAAGAGGAGGACAAUUCAGGCUCAAUCGACCAAGACACCAUGCAGCCUGGGAGUUGCGUCGAGGAAGAGGAGACACAGGGUCUUUUAGGCGACCAAGGCGAGCAACGCGAGGGCGAAGUUGAGAUUGGUCGUGAAGACAUGGCAGCCAUGGGUCUGGACAGUUGGAGUGCGUCUGACCGAGCGUUCGUUGAGGAAUUGGUGCGUCUAUGGUGGGGACGCAAGGCGACGGUGCGACCGACAUCGAUUGAAUGCUGCGGACUGAGGAUUUACUAA
Molecule: messenger RNA, 1764 nt
Organism: Capronia epimyces CBS 606.96
Lineage: Eukaryota; Fungi; Ascomycota; Eurotiomycetes; Chaetothyriales; Herpotrichiellaceae
Exons: 6
Coding region: 1-1764 (587 amino acids)
Cellular component (GO): lipid droplet
Source: RefSeq, a predicted model, not a curated record